AUGCAAUCUGAUUGCUUACUUCAUUGUCGAACUUCACUUGAGUAUCAAAAUCGUCUUACUGGCUUAUCCACCAGUUGUGCCCCUUCACCACGUACAGUUGCUCGUUCAUCAUCAUCGUCGUUAUUAAGAAAAGGCGGUAGGAAUACAUAUAAUCGAUAUCAUGCAAAUGGUUCCAAUAAUAGUGCUGGAAUCAAUUCGUCAGAUGAGGGAUUCGAUAGAUUAUUUUACAAACCUCGUCGUAGUCAACCAGUUGUACAUCCAGCAAGUGAAAUACCAUUUUGUGAAAAUUGUCGUGCUAUGGAUGAAGAAAUGUCAAGAGAAUCUGAUUCAGUGACUGGAUCACCUGUAAAUAAUGAUAAUAAUAAUCAUCUACCUGAAGAAAUGAUUCAUGAUGAUGAAGAAGAAUCAAGAUCAUGGGUUAUGCGAAUGCCUGUUGGUCCAUGGUGGUGUGAAGAUUGUCAAGAGUCAGUGACAUCAAGUAAUUUAACUAUAUCACAAUUAUUUGCUAUUUUACGACAAUGGACACCUUAUGCACAGUUACAAUUAAUUACAAUAGUUGAAGAGAUAUUUAGACGUGGUGCUCAUGUUGAUGAUCGUGACGGUUUAAGUGACAUGACUUUAUUACAUUUUACUGCAAAAUCCGGUGCAUUAGGCGAUGAACAAGCUUCGUGUCGUAUUGCUAAUUAUUUAUUAGAUGAAGGUGCUAAUCUCGAAGCUCGUUGUAAAUGGACUGAUAUGACACCGUUACAUUAUGCAGCUUAUUUUGAUUGUCCAUUAUUAGCUGAUUUAUUAAUAAAUCGUGGUGCAUGUAUAUCAGCUAGAACAUGUUUGAUUGAUCAUUCUACACCGUUACAUUUAGCUGCUAGUCAAUUAUCAUUAGGUACUGCACGUAUAUUAAUACAAGCAGCUGAUUUUUCUGUUACAAAAACUGGACAACGAUAUGAUGCUAAAGAUGCAAAAGAUGGUUAUGGACGUACACCAUAUGAAUGUCUACCGCCUUCAGGUCAACUUCCAGAACCUUUGUGUACACUACGAGAUUUAUUGGCUGAAUUACUUCGUCCAACAUCUCCACAACAAACUGAAGAUAUUGACAUUGAAAAAAGAAUUAUUCAAGCCACUUCAAAUGAUUAUUCAACAAAUUAUCGAAAUGAACAUAUUACUAACAAUUAUGUGAAUAAUCAAAGUUUACCAACUGAGAAUUCUCAUUCACAACAAUCUACAUGUAGUGGAGUUGAUUGGUUAGUUGCUGAAUCUGGUUUUUUAUCACCUCGUACUAAACGUUCACCAACCAAUAUUCAACAACAACCAAAUAUUAAUAAUGAUACGAAAAGUCCUACAACAAGUCAAUCAAAGAAAUUUACCGUCUCUGCAAAAGUCACUCUACAAUCUAUGGGUUUAGCUUUAGGCGAUCGUGUUUGUAUUGCACCAGGUAAUUCCACACCAUCAUCAUCAUCAUCAUCAUCAGCUAUACCCAUCAGUGGUAAGAAUCAGUCACCGUUAACAACGACAGGUGUUUCUGGUAGAAUUGGUAAACUACGUUAUUGUGGAUCAGUUUCAUUUGGUUCCGGUAUAUGGGUUGGUGUGGAGUUAGAUGAACCAGUUGGUAGAAAUAAUGGUAGUGUAGCAGGAAUUCAAUAUUUCUCUUGUCCUAAUCAACAUGGUAUAUUUGCUCCAAUUGGACGAGUUUAUAAAACUGUAAAUAUUGAUGGUAAACAAAAUUGGCAUCCAGUUACUUCAUCUACCAAUACUACUAAUUCUACUAUUGUUAAUAGACGUUCUAAUAAUUCAUUGAAUACAUCAAUUACUUCUAAGAAGUUGAACAAUUUAAAAGAAGACAAUCGUAGUAAUAGUAGUAGUAAUAGUAGUGGUAGUACAAGUGGUAAUAAUACACCUAAAAAACGUUUACCUUCAUCAAGAUCCAGUUAUGCGAUUAGUUCAACAACAAUAACAUCAAUACCGGUGUCAACAGAUACUUCACUAAUAGAUCAUCGUAAACAUCCGACAACUGUAUCAUCACAAUUAAGUCGUACACCAACACCACCGUCAACUAUACAAUCACCUGGUAAUUUUUCACAUGUUACAGCAAAAAUUGAUACUGGUAAGUGAAAAGUUAAUAAGAAAUGAAUUCUAUGUAUCAUUACUUAAUUAUAUUUAUUUUAAAUCACAACAACCAUUGACAACCAUAAAGAGCUGGUUAUCCGAUUUUUCCUCAUAUGAUACUACUCAGUAAUACACCUUCAUAACCAUAGCUAGAAGUUGGGCCCGAGGAUCUUCGAUCUGACGUACGUAUGCUUAGGCUAUAGACCAACAAACCGAUAUUCAAUGGUGUACAAGUUUUACUUCUAUCAAUCCAUAAUAAUACAUGACUCUCUCCCAUUGUCUUUUGUGGAUGACUUCCUCAUACCAAACAUGGUUGGACUCCACUAAACACGACUCCUAAC
This is a messenger RNA of Schistosoma bovis, 2441 nucleotides long. The record is from the annotation of a GenBank genome assembly. NCBI's taxonomy places the organism in Eukaryota, Metazoa, Platyhelminthes, Trematoda, Strigeidida, Schistosomatidae.